Acanthosepion pharaonis is the source of this 465-nucleotide messenger RNA. The record is from the annotation of a GenBank genome assembly. Lineage: Eukaryota; Metazoa; Mollusca; Cephalopoda; Sepiida; Sepiidae.
AUGUGUCCAAGAACAAGACAUUAUGAUCCUUCUUUAUUUUUCUCAAUUAAUAUUUCUUUCUUUUCUCUUCUUUCUUUCAGUUUAACCCUUUCGUUCUCUCACUCUUUUGCUGCCCUACUUGAUUCUUUUGUCUUCUAUUUCCAUUCUUUCUCUAAAUUUCAUGUUUACCGAUUUUCCGUCUUCCAUCUCUCAUAUUUUAUUUGUCCCUUUUCCAUUCUCAUAAUCAACCUCUCUUUCUCUCCAUCUCUUUCUUGCUUCUCUUUUCUUUCUUUCUUUUUUUUUUUUUGUUAUUUACUUCUUUUUCCUUAUCAGCUUCUUCAUGAUAUGUUCUCUUUGUUUUCUCCUUCCCUAUAUCUCAACAAAAUUUCCUUCUUUUCCUCUAUAAAAUCAUCAACUUUCUUUUUUUUUUUAAAAAUUUUUCCAUUUAUCACUUUCAACGAUCUUGUCGGGGUUAUUCCUCCUUGA